GUGAGCUGUCUCAUAAAGCCGUUUUAUGGAUACCCAUUCAAUUCCUGGCCCCGCUAAUAAUUGUAAUGUGUCGCCGCACACACACUCUGGUCACACGAGAGGGCAUGUGCUCGUUUCCAUCCACUAAUAAUAUCGCUCCGGUACGAACACCUGUACUUGUCCGGAAGUCAGGUAACACCACAUAUAACCGACACAGUGUGCCUCAGCUCGGCGUAUACGGGUUCCGUAAAACCUUUUCCGUUAACGUUCGGCGGAUUCCCCGAUUGGUGAUGAAUAGAUCCCAAUCUCAGAUUUCACCUUCAUCCACUCGAUCAUUCGAGACAGCUGCACAGUUGUACUACAG
This is a messenger RNA of Fomitiporia mediterranea MF3/22, 343 nucleotides long. RefSeq lists its product as uncharacterized. The record is from RefSeq and is a predicted model, not a curated record. The transcript has 3 exons. The annotation marks the transcript as partial. Lineage: Eukaryota; Fungi; Basidiomycota; Agaricomycetes; Hymenochaetales; Hymenochaetaceae.